Messenger RNA from Myzus persicae (green peach aphid), 3953 nucleotides. Its product is annotated as aminopeptidase Ey-like. Gene Ontology annotation, biological process: proteolysis; peptide catabolic process. NCBI's taxonomy places the organism in Eukaryota, Metazoa, Arthropoda, Insecta, Hemiptera, Aphididae. Gene Ontology annotation, cellular component: cytoplasm. The record is from RefSeq and is a predicted model, not a curated record. Gene Ontology annotation, molecular function: metalloaminopeptidase activity; zinc ion binding; peptide binding.
AUGGCGUCUCGCAGACACGAUCCCAACAACGCCGAAACGCUCAGGAUGUCCACGCUACAGGCCCGGCACCGGGGCCACAACAUACCCGACGGCGUGACCACGUUCAAUGAGAUCGAGUAUGACCGCGAGGGCGGAGUGUUCCUCAACCGGACCAAGCUCGUGUUGCUGGUCAUCAUCGUCUUCCUGUUGACCGCGUUUUCGGCGUUUCUCGGACGGUACACGGCCGAACGGCAACUGAGACAGUACAUAUAUCGUGAUUCGUUCGUAAAGAAGGCUGACUCGGGCGUCCCGGACAGUCAAAUACCAUUUUUGGCCGUCGAGCCGGAAAGUUACAAGGUUUUUCUGGACCCGAAGCUGUAUGCCGCCGAUGGGAAGGUCUCCAAACACGACGUCGAUUACAGCGGCCGGGUGGAAGUCAUUUUCCGGCCCAAAACCGAUACAUCCGUCAUUAGCUUGCACAUCGGACUUUUGAAAAUCGACGGCGACACGAUGUUAAAACGCAGACUGAGCAUGGACACGCCAACCGAAUUAGUACUCAAAGAUGAUUCCAAGUACGAGCUCAACGCUGAGGUAGACGAAAGCCAGGAGACACUGACGGUGACCGUCGGCGAACCUCUCAAAUCUGGACAUUACUACAGUUUGUUCGUGAACUUCACGGGCACCAUAGGUCAGAAUCCCAACGGCGGAUUUUUCAAGGUCGUUUUCGACAACAAAGAAGUCGUCAAGGACCAAUGGUAUGUGGCCACGAAGUUAGCUCCUCGCAAGGCAAGACAUUUGAUGCCCUGCGUGGAUAAUCCUAAGCACAAAGCCAUUUUUGAAAUGAGCGUGGUCAGAAGCAAGGAAACUAGAGUUAUUUUUAACACAAAAGUUAGAGCAACGGAACCAUACAAUGACAAUCUAUUCGUAGAUCAUUUCGAGAAAACCGGACUUAUCAGACCAGACUCUUUAGGAUUGUUUAUGUCAAACUUCAAGUCCAAUCCUAUACCAACCGACAGUCCAUUAGAACUGACAGUAUGGAGCCCCGAUUCUACUGAUUCAAUUGAAAUGAUCACAGAUGUAGUGCCGAAAACGUUGGAUUUCAUGACGUCUUAUUUAGCGACCAAUUUUCCGACCAACAAACUUGAUAUAGUCAUCGUCCCUAGUGCGGUCAUGACUACAGCCGAAAGCCCAGGCUUAAUCAUGAUUAAAGAUUCAAUUUUAGGUACCACACAUACAUCAUCGAUCAUCGAGUACCAAAAAUCUGUAGAGUUGAUGGUCGCGCACGUCAUCCGACAAUGGCUUAUGCCAUUGCGAGGGCUUGACCGAGGAAGUAAUGAGGACAAAUGGUUGAACGAAGCUAUUGUGAAUUAUCUUAAAAUAGUAAACAUCGAUCACAUCAAACCUGCCUGGAAUUUUGGAGCUAGAUUUCCAAUGGACACGAUUCAACCUGUCAUGUUUUACGAUAGUUGGACAAAUUCAGAGCCACUGGCUAACUAUGAACACCAUACAGAAAUAUAUAAAUACAUACAUUCUGUGAAAGGUACAUCAAUAUUGCGAAUGUUGAACAAUACAUUUACCGAAGACAUUUUUAAACAAACCCUUAGAGAAUUUGUACACACAGAAAUUUACAAAUAUAAAGAUACAAUAAGUUUUUGGACAUUGUUGGACGAUAAUGCCAGAAACAAAUCUGUGAAAUUACCAGAAAGCUCUGCUGUCUUGCAGAUUGUAAAUACGUGGAUAAAAAACAAAAACUAUCCUUUGAUAAAAUUACAAAUCGACGGCGACGAUUUGGUUGUGAAACAAUUUCGAUUCGAUUACGAUGAACCUAAACCUACCAACGAUUGGGUGAUUCCAAUAACUUUGACUUGUGGCGCUGCAUACAGCACAACAGUAUGGCUGGAAAACAAUCCAGAAACCAGAGUGCCGGGAUAUAUUUCGGCAUCGAAUGGCACGUGGAUAUUGGCCAACCAACACCAAACAGGUUACUACAGGGUGGCAUACGAAGAUGUUCUCUUGGAUAGAAUAUCUUACGAGAUAAGUAAUGGAAAAUCGUUUGACGAGUAUACCGUGGCCCAGUUGGUCGGUGACAUUUUCGAAGGAGCCUUUUCAGGUGUUAUCGGAUUCAGCGACGCCCUAGGAUUCCUGGAAAGGGUUAUUCAAAAAGCAGGUCCCUACCCCGGAUACUGGCACGCCAUUUUUAAUGCAUUCAACAAAAUAGAGAUGAUGUUGCAUAACACUAAACAUUACGAUUCGCUUUCGGUUUAUAUGGAAAUGGUGGUUCAGAAAGCAUAUGAUAUGUUUCAUGAAAGUACAAUUGAUUCACCGGACCUAAUAUUAGGCAAAAUGGAUACGUUAAAUUUUGCUGGACGUGUUGAAUUGAAAAAAUGUGUCUUGUGGGCUAGAGAACAGUUUAAUGAUUGGAAGCAGACUACAAGUGAAAUUAAUUCUAUCGCACCGAACGAUCGUAAACCCGUUUACUGUACUGCCAUGCAAUAUGCCACCAAGUACGAUCAUAGAUUUAUGUUGAGCAAAUACGCAAGUUCUAAAUGGACUCCAGACAGAAAAUCCAUAGCUAAAAGCUUUUCAUGUUCGCGAAAUCCACAAUUUUUACAAAAGAUAUUGGAAGCGGAAGAAGUGAAAUUCGACGACUUGAAUGACAUUUGGCAAUCAAUUUUAGAUAAUCCAACGGCGGGGCAAUUCCCAUUCAAUUACUUGAGAAACAACUGGGAAACGUUAAUUCAAGAAUAUGCAGAUACUAAUGUUGGGUUAUUGAGUACGAUGUUACAUGCAGGAAUCCGAGCUUUAAAUAGCCUAGCUGAUCUCGAAAUAUUACAGAGCUUCAGUGAAAAAUAUUUCGGUAACACCGUCGAAAACCGGAACCCAACAUUAUUGGAAGUCUUGCAUUUUGAAGAAGAGAUACUCAGACAGAAGAUCAUAUGGAAGGAAAAAUACGAGAGCGUGAUAUCUAGCUGGAUAACACCAAAAGCAGCUAAGAGCGAUCUUAGGUUUUACAAGAUCGGCGAUGGGCAGGUUAAGACCGGAGAGAACAAACCAGAAAACAACGUCGAGAUAAAGCCAGGUGAAGAAAAACAGUCGGUGGGCGAUGUAAAAACCGAAGAGACCAAUCAAGAAAAUAUGACUCCUCUCAAAACGGACGCUCCCCAAGUAAACCAACCCGUGGUAGUCGAGGAAACCAAAAACCAAACUCCUGCCGUGGACACUGGUGAAAAACCCGAACCAACAGCUGCGAUCGCCACCGACAAAAACGCACCACCUGCCGCAACUGCAGUAGUUCGAGAAAAUACAACACCUGCCGUGGAACAAAUCGAACCCACCACCGAUGACCUGAAACCCGCCGCCGAAGAAAAUAAAACGGAUAUCUCAGAAACCAAACCAGCUGCCGAAGAGAAGAAAACAGCCGUCGGUGAAAUCACACCCACCGCCGAAGAAAAGAAAACGGCUGCCUUAGAAAUCAAACCAGCCGCUGAAGAAAAGAAAACUGAUGCCUUAGACACCAAACCUGUAGCCGCUGAAGAGAAGAAAAUUGAUGUUAAUAAAAUUAAUAAGCCUGAAGCUGGUAAGCCCGUAACUACCGAAGACGAAAAACUUCAAGAAACACCCCAACCGGUCGUUGGUGGGUCCGAAGUCAACAACCCCAAUGAGGAGACGAACGAUGAGAAAAAACCAGAAGUGCCAAGAAAAAGAAACCGAAAAGAUUUAUUAGAAUGAACAAGGAACCAGAUAAUAUACUAUGAACACGAGUGAAUAAAAACCACGAAUAAACCAUACAAACUGUAUUAUAAAUUAAAAUAAUAUUUAUCAUUGCACGUAAAAAUGUAAUCUCGCACUGACACGAGGCAACAAAUGGGUUUCGGAACUAUUAGAACCGGAAAUUAUUUAACAAUGAUGUUCCAUUCAUUAUUCAAUAAUUUCCGUCAUUGCGGCUUGCGCCCAUCAUUCAUUAAAAAUAAAUA